This is a messenger RNA of Melospiza georgiana, 2242 nucleotides long. RefSeq names its product U-box domain containing 5 (gene UBOX5). The transcript has 5 exons. Gene Ontology annotation, molecular function: ubiquitin protein ligase binding; ubiquitin-ubiquitin ligase activity. Gene Ontology annotation, cellular component: nucleus. Lineage: Eukaryota; Metazoa; Chordata; Aves; Passeriformes; Passerellidae. Gene Ontology annotation, biological process: protein polyubiquitination. Bases 126 to 1724 code for a protein of 532 amino acids. The record is from RefSeq and is a predicted model, not a curated record.
GUCACCGCUGCGCGACCGGAAGCGGCGGGAGGAGGCGAAGGGGGCAGGAGGAGGAGGCGGCGGCGGUGCCGGAGCGGCCCCGCUGACUCUGAUGCUCAGCAAGUGACCUCUCUGCAGCUGCCAAGAUGGUAAUAAACGUCUGUCUCCCGCAGUUCAAGCCAAGAAUUCACUGCAACAAGAUCUCUGCCGAUGGCUACGAGGUGGAGAACCUGAUCUCCGAGGACCUGGCCAGGAGGAACCGCGGCUUCCGCAGCGAGUACUUCAUCAAACCCCCGGUGCACGUCACCAUCUCCUUCCCCUUCAACGUGGAGAUCUGCAGGAUCAACAUUGACAUCUCCUCUGGGGGCUACCAGACCUUCUCUGGCCUGGAAAUUUACACCUCUACCUCAUGCAACAAAACCUCUUGGCAGAGCCCUGAGGGGCAGUGCUCAGGUCUGCAGCCUGUGUCGGACAAGGACACCUUCACCCUGGUGGGCAAAGCUGUCUUAAAAAAUCAGAGCAAAGUGACUUUUGGCCACAGAGGCUUCAAGCCAAGGCCUCCCUUCCAUCAGAUGGAAAAUGUCUUCUCCUACCCCGGCUCGGUGUCCCAAGAUCUCUGGAACAAAGGGCCGGCCUCGCUCAGCAACGUGUCCCACCUCAAAAUCUGCAUCACCCACGUGGCCGGGGGGGGCCUGCCCAGCAUCAAGAGGCUGGAGGUGUGGGGACAACCCGCCAAGUCCUGCCCACAGGAGGUCAUCGAGGGGGUUUUCCAGGUGGCCUCGCAGUUCCUGGCCCAGGAUGUCAGCAGCCUCAAGCCGGAGCUCUGGACGCCGAUGGAGAGCGACUGCGUCCCCUUCAGCGCCAACGAGCAGCAGACCCUGCACAAGCUGGUGGACGUUGUCCAAGACAUCCCUGAAGAGUUCCUGGACCCCAUCACCCUGGAGAUCAUGACUUUACCCAUGCUCCUGCCCUCUGGGAAGGUGAUUGACCAGAGCACCCUGGAGAAGUGCAACCGCAGCGAGGCGUCCUGGGGCCGCGUGCCCAGCGAUCCCUUCACGGGCGUGGCCUUCAGCCAGCACUCCCAGCCCCUACCUCACCCCACCCUCAAGGCCAGGAUAGACCACUUCCUGCUGCAGCACAGCAUCCCUGGCACCAACCUGCUGGGCAGGGCUCACUCCUCGGAGAGCCUGGUGCCCUCCUCCAUCACCAUGUCUUCUCUGAAAAGGAAAAUGGACUGCAUGGACCAGGGCUCCCUGCAGCCGCCCUAUUUUUCUGCUACAAACUUACUUGUCACUUCUACCUCAGAGAACAGUGCUAAAAAAAUGAAAACUGACAGUGAUUCCCACUUGAUCCAGAUGGACUGUUCCACAGAGCUGGUGUCCCACGAGCAGAAGCUGUCAGAGAGCCUGGACUCUGCCCUGACCUCUGCCCUCAGCUCCAUGCCCUCCUUCACGGCCAAGCUGAUGAGGAGCCAGCAGCAGGCUCCAGGAGAGGGGGGCUGCAGCACGUCCUGGAGCCUGGGCACAGCCCUUGAGCACGGCAGGAGCAGCCAGAGCCAGGGAUGUUCCUCCUGCGGCAAAUCCUUCUCGUGUUACUCCCGGGCGGAGCCCGUGUACCAGCUCCCCUGCGGGCACCUCCUGUGCCGGCCGUGCCUGGCCGAGCCGCGGGCCCCGGCCUCGCCCAUCCUCUGCGGGAGCUGCAGGAGGGCAGCGGCCUCUCAGGACGUCCGGAGGGUUCAUUUCUGAGCUGCUGCUGUGCCCCGUGUCCACAGGGAGCCGCCAGGAGCCGCGGAGAGCAGAGAGCGCUCGCUCCAGUGGGGGUUUGGGGGGGUUUGGAGCCCGAGGAUGACAAAAGCCAUAGCUUCUUUAUCAAGGAAUCUGUAUUUGUGCAGGACUGGUCUGCAGCACUGCCCCGGGGCUCAGAGGUUUAGCACAGGUGCCUUUUGGAGCAGCUCAGCUUCCCCCCUGCCCUCACGCUGCGAGUUCGCGCCACGUUCAACCAGCAGCCAGCCCGGUUGUGGAGCAGGUAAAAGCCCUUGUGAGUGACAGCACACACAAAUUCCCUCCUCUGACCUCCUCCCCUUGCCCACCUGGCCCUCCCAUCCUGGAAUGGGCCUGGCUGGGGUGGGAGGAGCUGGCAGUGAUCCCCCCCUGCUCAUCAGACUCUUGUAGAAAAGCCAUCCCAUCCCACCCUCAGUUGAUGUGUGUGAGCAGCCCAGCUCCUGGCUGGCUGAUAGACAUUUAAGCCUUAAUAAAAUGUUUAA